Microthlaspi erraticum is the source of this 258-nucleotide messenger RNA. The record is from the annotation of a GenBank genome assembly. Lineage: Eukaryota; Viridiplantae; Streptophyta; Magnoliopsida; Brassicales; Brassicaceae.
AUGGAUAAUCGUAAGCCGCUGUCUAAGUGUUGUGAAUGGUCAUGGGAGCAAAAAGUUUACGUCAUCUUCAUGCACAUACUCAUCGUGUCGUGCAGUCUUGCAGCAUGCUUGUUCAUAACACACAACGAUAUCCCCAUGCGUGCAGCCCAAAAGUUUGAGGGAUUUGUUAUUUUGUCUUUCUACAUCAGUUUCGCUCUUCUAGGACUCGGAGGACCUGAUUCGUCGUCGGAGUAUGAUAACCCGCUUCAGAUUAUUUAG